AUGGACAUUGUCUCUUCCACCUAUUUAAGCAUUGGAGGGGAUAUGCAUGCGCUCAUGCGGUAUUCAUCGACCGAUGCAAAUUACACAUAUGAAUGUAUCACAUCCGUCGAAGGAAGCUACGCAAACACCCAACCUUACGGAUGUAUUGUCCUUAGGUCGUUUACUUUCAAAACAUCAAAUGGGAGAACCUUAGUAGUUGGAACAGUCACUGGAACCAAGUUCUCUCUGCAGAGCCAAGGCAAUGCUAUUGUUGGAUCCCAUGGACGGGUAGGUUCUUGUGUUGAUAGUAUCGGUGCAUAUUACGCUCCGUUUACUCCUUCUCCUCCUCCUACAGAGAAACUAGAGGGACAAGGUGGUGCUGGAGGAGAGUCUUGGGACGAUGGUGCUUUCCAAAAUGUGAAGAAGGUAUACAUAGGACAAGGCGAGUAUAGUAUCGUCUCUGUUAAGUUUGAGUACGAGAACGACACCAGUGAGGUGGUUGUUGGGGUUGAACAUGGAAAGACAACAUUGCUUGGAUACGAAGAGUUCGAGGUGGAUUAUCCAAGUGAAUACAUCACGUCAGUAGAGGCUUGCCACGACAAGGUUAUGGGAGCUGAAACAGGAGUUAUAACGAUGGUUAGGUUCAAGACAAACAAACGCACCUCUCCACCCUUUGGACUUGAAGCUGGAGUCAACUUUGUCCUCAAGAAGGAAGGUCACAAGAUCACUGGGUUCCAUGGAAAAUCUAGUACUAUGCUUCAUCAGAUUGGAGUUCAUGUCGUUCCCAUCACUGAGUGACCAUCCACAGCUUGGUUGAAUUACAAUCCUCUGUCAAAUUUUGGUUUUUGUUGCUUUUAUAUAUGAAUCUGUAUUAAUUAAUAUUCUCCUCUGCUUGUUGUUUGUGUUCCAUUAUGCA
Messenger RNA from Camelina sativa (false flax), 895 nucleotides. Lineage: Eukaryota; Viridiplantae; Streptophyta; Magnoliopsida; Brassicales; Brassicaceae. The record is from RefSeq and is a predicted model, not a curated record.